AUGGCGCAGCCACAGGAAAGCGCCAGUAUUUCAUCCGAUGAACUAGUGGUCUGGAAAGCUGCCGAGCGAGUGAGGCAAGGCGCCUCUUUACACCUCUCACGGGUAGCUCGCUGUAUCGCCUCUGCCACGAAAUUGCUGAAGGUCGGAACAAAAGCGAUGGAGCGAGUGGGCGGGAACACGAUUGUGUUUGGCCCUAUUCGUGGCCAUGCUGCUGACUUUGCGAACAUUCUACUAACGAAGGUGCUUCCGAAUCGUUGCGUCAGAAAUAUUGUUUUCUUGGGCAACUACAUCGAUGGAGCACACCAGUCGCUGGGUGUCCUCUUCCUGAUCUCGGCGCUUAUUGUGUGCUCUCGGUUCCACAUUGUACCUCUCAUCGGCAAGCAUGAAAUGAUGUACCCUAUCCACCCGGAGACCUUCGGUUCUCUUCGGAACGAGAUGCUUCUGUGCUGCACGCGCCGACGCCAGCCGCUGGAGCAGUACGAGAGUAUCAUGAAGGAAUUCUUUUCUGCUCUCCCCAUUGCGUGCGUGGUGGAGAACAAGUUCUUCUGCGUUGCCGGCGGGCCCUCCUCGAAGUUUCGCACACUGGAGGAGAUCGAGUUGAUAACGGUGACGCAGGAGGCAUCGAAAGAGUUUGUCUUGAAUGAACCAAUGGACGAGGAUGAGGAGCGCAUCGCUGACGGAUGCGCUUUUGUUGCAUCACAGGGGAACGAGCUCGCCUUCCGCUAUACGUUCAAUGCUGCCUGCAACUUCCUGAGCCGCAACAAAUUGGCAAUGCUCAUCGUUGGCAUGGAGUACCAUAUGAGUCUUCCAGACUACGACAGCUUUUCUCGCCCGAACCAUUACAAAGAAUCAAUCUACUUCCCCGGAUACAUCCUAGGUCGCUUCCACCCCGAGACGCAGUUGCCGGCAGUACUGUCGAUGUUCUCCGCACCGUCGUUCUGCGGUGUGAACCGCAACAACGCGUGCAUUGCGGAAAUUACCGGCAACCGGUUGGUGGUGCAGGAGCUGGGCGUUUAUGCGAAGCGCCCUCUUGUGACACCUGGCACGCAAGAUCAUGCCUUCUCGUGGGUGCAGCCGAUGCUGGAGCGUGCCGUCGUGGCCAUUGCCCGAGAUAUCAUUCUGGGGGUCAUCAAGGAGGAUGCAGCGAGUGAGGGCGAUGCUCACCGUAAGCGGUUGGAGGAAGUUGCCGUGUCGAAAAUGCGGCGCAUGUGUAUGCUACUGCAUACACACAACAUCCCUCUCCCUGAUGUGCCUAAGCUGGCGGUGAACUGA
Leishmania mexicana MHOM/GT/2001/U1103 is the source of this 1272-nucleotide messenger RNA. RefSeq lists its product as hypothetical. The record is from RefSeq and is a predicted model, not a curated record. Lineage: Eukaryota; Euglenozoa; Kinetoplastea; Trypanosomatida; Trypanosomatidae. The transcript has a single exon. Gene Ontology annotation, biological process: calcineurin-mediated signaling. Bases 1 to 1272 code for a protein of 423 amino acids. Gene Ontology annotation, molecular function: calmodulin-dependent protein phosphatase activity; calmodulin binding. Gene Ontology annotation, cellular component: cytoplasm; calcineurin complex.